AUGUCUGAAAUAACGGUUAGUUCUACUAAUUGGCUUGCAAUAUCCUUACGAAAUGAUACUGGUAUUGUAUUCAAUUUAAAUGAUAUUCAACAAUGGCAACAUCUUAGGCCUGUAACUGCUAGCAGUUCAUCAAGUGAAGUUACUUCUACAUCAACCGUUGAUAAACAGCAAGAAAAAACUGAAGAUGAUGACGAAAAUACAAAUGAACUCAAUCGUAAUCUAAUCAAAUUUACACCUGAUGGACAAAAAUUACUUAUCAAUGGGCAAAAUAAACAAAUUUACAUUUACAUAUCAUCCUAUGAUGAGAAUACAAAAACAUAUUGGCAAUUGCAACGGAUAGUAACAAUAAAGAAACGUGCAUCGGCAUUCGAUGUAACAAAUGAAAUUCUUCUUAUUGCUGAUAAAAGUGGUGAUGUUUAUAAAACUGAUUUGUUAACUGAUACCAGUGUUGUUCUUACAGCCGAUGAUUGUAUUAUGGGACAUCUAUCAAUGCUGCUUGAUAUUGCGUUUAUUACGACAGAUAAAAAUCAGCAAUUUAUAUUAACUACGGAUCGAGAUGAAAAAAUUCGUUUAACUCACUAUCCGAAUGCUUAUAAUAUUGAAGGAUUUUGUCUUGGCCAUUCAGAAUUUGUCUCUCAUGUAAAAUUAAUCGAUCAAAAUCAUAUUCUUUCAGCAUCUGGCGAUGGUACGCUUCGUCUUUGGCAUUUACCCGAUUGCAGAGAAUUGAAUUUUUUCGAAACAAAAACAUUCCUUUCGUCAUUUAAAAGUCUAUCCUAUGGUUCAUCGCCAUCCGGCUUCGAAAAUAAUAAUAAUGAAGUACCAUUAGAUUCGUCAUCAAUUAAUUAUUCCGUAUGGAACAUGGAUCUUGUUUCGCCUAAUUUAAUAAAAUCCGAUAUGAAAAAUGUUUUUAUUGCUAUAUCGAUUUAUGCAUAUCGAAAUCAUACGAUAUAUUUAACAAAAUUAUCAAAUCUUGAAAAAACAACAAAUGAACAAUGCAAAUUAACAUUUAAUUCUAAAUAUGGUACAAUUAUAGAUUAUUGUUUCUCAACAAAAGAACUCAUAUCGAAUUCUCAAUGUAAUUUAUUUAUACUAUUUGACAGUAAUAUUUUACUUAAAUUAAAUUUGAUUUCGAUAUUUUCCUAUGAUAAAAAUGAAAUCGACGAAAAUGAUUCAGUCAUCAGUACAAUAAUUAAUACAAAAGAAUUUAAUUUCAUGAAUAAUAUAACAUCGAAUGAAAUUAUAUUUAAGCAAUUAUUUAAAAUGCGUGGAGAUCCUGGUGAUAGUGCAUAUUAUAAACGUAAAAAUGAACGUAUUGAACAACAAGAAGAAAAACGAAGAAAAAAACAAGUAUCAAAACAGUUUCAAGAAAAAGUUGCAAUCAAUGAAAAUGUCUAA
Rotaria socialis is the source of this 1395-nucleotide messenger RNA. The record is from the annotation of a GenBank genome assembly. Lineage: Eukaryota; Metazoa; Rotifera; Eurotatoria; Philodinida; Philodinidae.